Molecule: messenger RNA, 2379 nt
Organism: Chanos chanos (milkfish)
Lineage: Eukaryota; Metazoa; Chordata; Actinopteri; Gonorynchiformes; Chanidae
Gene: lzts3a
Product: leucine zipper, putative tumor suppressor family member 3a
Exons: 5
Coding region: 1-2379 (792 amino acids)
Biological process (GO): regulation of dendritic spine morphogenesis
Cellular component (GO): dendritic spine
Source: RefSeq, a predicted model, not a curated record
AUGGGCAGCGUAGGCAGCGGAGCGGCCAGCCACCGGAAGAUCACCAUGCGUAGCGUUGGCACUCGUACCACCCCGAACGGCCCUUUGGGAGGCCCCCCGCCCCCCUCGUCAUCAGGGCGACGCCGUCUUGAUGACCGCAGCUACAGUGCCGAGCGCUUCCCGGUUGGUGUCUCCAAGGCGAAAGGCUCGUCCGGCGACGAUCUCCGCUACAGUGACGAAAGCUCAUACCACAAUAAUGACCACUCACACACCGAUGCGGACCGCGGGACAACACACAACGGGAACAGGCAGCAGGUCGUCAACGGCGACCGGCUGGUGUCCAACGCUGUGUUUGUGAACGGUGGGAGUCGGCGGGAAGGCCAGAGGGGCGGACACAGUCUGGACCCAUGCGGGAAUAAUGAUUCUGUCAACAACGCCAAGAAUGGGAGUCAUCAAGCGCCAUCUCAGUACAAAGACAAGGGCACAGGCAAGCGGGAUAACCACAACCCUCCCAAUAUUCUUCCUGUUUCCGGAAAACUGGAGCAGACCAACGAUGGGUUGGUCCGUCCAUCAGCCUUUAAACCUGUUGUUCCCAAGAGCUUCCACUCCAUGCAGAACCUUGUGUGUUCCCCUCAGACGGGCAGUGGCAGUGGAGCAGGGGCCAGCCAGGGCGGUGCUGGGGGUACUGGGGGUAGCAGCGGAGGUGGUGGAGGAGGAGGGGGGGCGGGGGGGCGCGGGGGCAACACAGGUGCUAACAGAGAACAGCAGGACCCUGGAGGUGGCAGGAACGGACAGGGCAGCCUGUCGGACUCUGGGAGGAACUCUCUGACCAGCCUCCCCACCUAUGCGGGGUCUGGUUACGGACCCCCGCCUGCCCUCGGGCCUCUCAGUGCCUCCACCAGUCACAUCAACCGACUGGGAACGGCCGGCCUGGAUAAGCCAGACAAGCCUGGGUACCAGAAUGGCCUGAGCGCGUCUGACAGUGGCCGCUCGUCAUCGGGGAAAAGCUCCUCAUCCUACCAGCGCCUUAGCCACUUGAGUGAUGCUCCGGCACCCCUGCGACCCUCGCCGUCAUCCGACGACGUCAUUCAGGACCUGGAGGACCGCCUGUGGGAGAGGGAACAAGAGGUCCUGCACAUGCGCCGUAACUUGGACCAGAGCGAGGCAGCCAUCGUCCAGGUGUUUGAGGAGAAGCAGCGCGUGUGGGAGCGGGAGAUGGAGGAGCUGCGGCAGAACUACGCAGGCCGUCUGCAGCAGGUGACGCGACGCGCCCAGCGAGCGCAGCAGGCGCUGCAGGCGCAGAUCACACGUCUGCAGCAGGACAAACGGCGGCUGCAGGAUGAGAUGGCCGUCCUGCUGGCCCAACGGGAGGAGCUGGAGAAAAAGUGCUUGGACUACAGGAAGGAGCAGGCCGACCUCCUACCCAGACUGGAGGAGACCAAGUGGGAGGUGUGCCAGAAGGCCGGGGAGAUCUCCUUGCUGAAGCAGCAGCUUCGGGACAGCCAGGGGGAGGUGACCCAGCGUGCAGGGGAGAUGGUGGCUUUGCGGACCCAGCUGAAGGAGCUCAGCGCCCAGCUGAAGGAGCGGGAGGACGCCGUGCUGGGUCUGAAGGAGUCCUUCUGCACCAAGACUCUGGAGCUGGAACGCUGCGAGGCCGAACUGCAGAAGAUGUUGACGGAGGUCUCUCUCCUGAGAGAGAAACUGGGUGCAUUUGAGGCAGAAGUCACGGGUCUGAAGCAGGUGCUCGGUGAGUUCAGCGGACCCUCGAGCCUAGCAGUGGAUUCUGGGAUGUCAUCACUGCCUGCUCUCACUGACAGGGCCUCCAAGGAGAGGCUCAUCCUGUCUCCUCUCUGCCCUCCAGAACCAUUGUCUCUCCCUGCCCUGCCUGCUCCGGAUGCUCUGCUCAGCCUCCAGAGCGAUGAGGCCAAGGCACAGCAGCGCGACGCAGGCGACCUGCGCAGGCAGCUGGAGCGGUUGCAGGCAGAGUUGCGGAUAGAGCGGCAGCAACGGGAACGUCAGGCUCUCACCUUCGCUCAGGAGCGGCAGACCUGGCAGGGCGAGAAAGAACGCGUGCUCAAGUACCAGGCCCAACUGCAGCUCAGCUACGUGGAGAUGCUGCAGAAGAACCAGGCGCUGGAGCAACGAGUGGACCAGCUCGGGGCCAAACUCGUCGGCCCUUCUCCGACGUCCCCGCCACCGCCCCUGCAGCCACCUUCGCAGGCUCCCGGCAUGGCUCUGCCGGUGUUAGCCCUCCCGUCACCAGCCGCGUCGCUAUCUCCACCUCCACCUCCUCCUCCACCUGCGACGACGGAGGAGGAGAAUUUGCCAUCCUUGCACCAGCUCGUACCGCCCUGGCCGGUUCCAACCCGUUUGGAGCGGAUCGAGUCAACUGAGAUCUGA